Malassezia globosa CBS 7966 is the source of this 1398-nucleotide messenger RNA. RefSeq lists its product as uncharacterized. Gene Ontology annotation, biological process: regulation of DNA-templated transcription. The transcript has a single exon. Gene Ontology annotation, cellular component: RNA polymerase II transcription regulator complex. Gene Ontology annotation, molecular function: transcription cis-regulatory region binding; DNA-binding transcription activator activity, RNA polymerase II-specific. Lineage: Eukaryota; Fungi; Basidiomycota; Malasseziomycetes; Malasseziales; Malasseziaceae. The record is from RefSeq and is a predicted model, not a curated record. The coding region runs from base 1 to 1398 and encodes 465 amino acids.
AUGGAUCACGGCCCUCCUGCGCCACCACCACCGCUGGGUGACGAAGCCUUCGGAGCAGUUAUCCAAUUAGCGAAUGCAGCUUCCCGUCCAGAUCACGAGCAGAACCACAAUUCCACCAAUCCCCACCACUUCCACCACCAACAUCCCAGUUCCAACAGUGCUCAUACUCCCUCCCCGCGCGUUUCCAAGGGCCGAGGAGACGACAUGAGUGAAAAUCCUCGUUCAUCCAAACAUGUGCGGAUGGAGAACGAAUCACCACACAACAGUGUCGAUGCCCCCUCCCUGUCAUGGGCACCCACUGCGCCACCCGCCUACCCCGGACACGGGCUUGACCACAACGGCAUGCCGACGCUGCAUCACAGCGCUCCAAGCCCAUUUGACCCCACAGCGCAUGAUGUGAGUGCCUAUGGUGAUACCUCAGGUGUUCAAAGUGAUCAAAGCCGCAUGGCGCCACCGCCACCAGCGGUCGCAAGCCCGACCUCGGAGCAGAACAAGCACCUCACAUCUGAGCAGACAGGACUCGUCGGCGCGCGGGGGAAGACAGGCAUGACGCGCACCCUCAGUACGAGCCGGCGUGCCGAGCAGAAUCGCAAUGCUCAGCGCGUUUUCCGCGAGCGCAAGAACAAGUACAUUGCCGACCUGGAAAGCAAGGCGGCGUCGCUUGAAAGCGCGUUGCUUGCCGCUGAAGAGCAUCGCCGCCGGUUUAAUGAGGCGAUCGAAACCAUCGAGAUUCUCAAACGCGAUAAUGACACGCUUCGUGUGGCCUUGCGUGCGCUUGGCGGCCACCAAGCCGUGCCAAAUGCACCGGCUCUACCGAUCGAUCGCCCCGCGUCGCAUGCGCCUACCCUACUCCCAACAUUUGCACAGCAACAUCCUGGUGCGCCAGGCGCGCCUCCGCGUGGUGUGGACCAGCACGAUGCCACGCACGCACAGAGCCAAGGGGGCAUGCACGACACGGCAGAACAGGCACAGGAUCCAGCUACAGCCGCAGCUGUGGCGGCGGCCGCGUCAGGCGGCGCUCCGUACUGGCUCCUUGAAGCGGUUUCCAAUGCCAAUCAGCAGCACGGUUUUCAUGUUCCCAACCACUUCUCAUCACAAUUAGGCGACAGUGGCAUGCCGCCGCCAGGUCCUCCCACACAGAUCCACCCAAACGACCCUAAUGCGAUGCGCGCACGUGGUGGCAUGCCACCCCAACGUGCAGAGAGCAUGCUGGAUCCGUCGCUUGAACAUGCGGCACUGGGUGAUGCGCCACGGCCGCCUAGCCGUGUGCAUGGCGAAGACAACAAGACGAAUGACAGUGGCAUGGACGCACCUGGCAACCCGGAUAAUCUAGCGUCAUUGAGCGCUGUCGCGGCCGCAGCUGCAGCCGCAGCGGCUUCCCAAAAGGUGAAUACGUAA